Molecule: messenger RNA, 558 nt
Organism: Diaporthe amygdali
Lineage: Eukaryota; Fungi; Ascomycota; Sordariomycetes; Diaporthales; Diaporthaceae
Exons: 2
Coding region: 1-558 (185 amino acids)
Biological process (GO): glutathione metabolic process
Cellular component (GO): mitochondrion; peroxisome
Molecular function (GO): glutathione peroxidase activity; glutathione transferase activity
Source: RefSeq, a predicted model, not a curated record
AUGGCUGGGAACAUAGCACCUCUCCGAAUCAAGAACAAGGACAAAUGGAUCAACAACGAGCGCCUCCGAUGGGCAAAAUACUUCAAUGUGCCCAUAGUGAAUACCGUCCCGGACGGCUUCCCAGCAAACACCGUACAGGUCAUGCGUACCAUCUGCGCCGUCAGCCACCUCGCCAACACCGACCAGCCAGCCCCAUCGCCUUCAUCCCCGCCUGCCCAGCAAGCCAUCAUCAAGGCCCUCGAUGCCGUCUUCGACGCCUACUGGGUCAAAAAGCGCGAUAUAACCGACAAGGACGUCAUAGCCGAUGUGCUCUCGCGCGCCGGGUGGGAGGACCUCGCCAAGGUAUCUGAGCUCACGGCCGGCGACGCCAAGCGGAUGCUCGCGGAAAACACAGACGGCGCGUUUGCGGACGGCGCUUUUGGGUUGCCGUGGUUCGUGUGUGAAAAUGAUCGGGGUGAGAAAGAGGGCUUCUGGGGCGUGGACCACCUCGGUGUGAUGUUGGACUUCUUGGGGCUGGAGAAGCCGGCUGCUGGUGGCGAGUGGAGGGCAAUGCUUUAG